AAUGUAAGUUUUAUAAGUAUCGAAAAUUAAAAAAAAAAGUUUCUUGAAAACUAAAUGUCGUAUCGCAAUGGUUUUUGGAUAAAUAUAUCCCUCAUGAUUUGUACUAUAUUCAUGAAAUGAUAACUAAAAACAUAAAUAACAAGGGUAAUUUUAUUUUAAGUAAGCCUGCAGUCUGCCCGGGCACACACACGGUGCGCAGAGCUUCAGGAAAAACCAACGUGAUUUGAAAACUACUCAAGAUAUCCGAGUGGGGUCUGUUUACAAAAAGCAUUAAAGUGUUCGCUGAAUGUCGAAAGGUACUUUUGAAUUCGGAUUAAGUUUUUAAAAUGUGUUUUUAGUAGAGUGAAAAUGGCUAAAAGGCGUGUUUUCGGAGUAAUUUUUAGGGAUAAAACAACCGAUACAGAAUUUUGAAACCACUUAAGGGCAGUGCAGUACACCUUUAUCUUCAUUUCUCGGCCAUAUAAUGUCACGGUCACCGCUCAGUUCUCUCAGUUAUCCUGUGUGACGACGACAAGACUGCGUGCCAGUCCAGAGGAGACACCUCUCUAGAAGCACCAGCGAGCGUCGCGCUUAUCAUCCCGCCUCACAGACACACAUAAACCCCGAACAGACGGCCAGCUUUACAUACAUUUAAAUUAGGGACAUGCCCUUUAAUGUUUACCUUUACUUCUGCUAAUGUUGAAGUUUUAGUCAUUUAAAUUUGUCCACAACUCUUUGAAGUUUACUGAGAGAUGGUCAAGAAGUUCAUGGGAUUUUUUAAGUUUUUGGUAGCAGAAUUUGCUUUUAAUACAUGUUUUUGUUCUGCACGAGACACGACUGUAAUUAGGUUGUGGAUAUUGUGGUCAGGAAUCUGUAGUAGGUAUGGUUUUUGGCUACAUACUUUAGUUUAAAUCACUUUGGCAUGUUUUUCCUGAUAUAUAUAAACAUCGGUUAAAACAUCGAUGUAUCGGUUGUCAGAACGAUGUUUUUUGACAUCGAUGCUUUUUCGUUUGAACAUCGAUGUUCGUGAUAUCGAUGUUUUUAAGAGCGAUGUUGCAUCCCUAUGUGCAAUCGAAAAGUCAAACGUGCAUACAUUACAAAACGCGUGGUGUUCCAAAACAUUUGAAGACAAGCAUGGCCAUUCUUUUGAAUAGUUAGGUCUUAGGUCGAAAGUUUUGAAGAAUUGCGUUCGUUUUUUUAUCCCCCAGAUACACGCUUCAUUUCUACAACCGGCCGGUAGCCUACAACUCACGUAGUUUCGGUUUCCUACCACGUUCGUGCAACUUUGGAUUUCACUCAAAAAUUGAAAUUAAAAAAAUCGAAGGGUUGGGUUAGGUUAGUCACAACAUGCUUGUUUUCAUUAAUUUAGCGGCUGAAGUGGCGUUAAUACCGAAACGCAAAACUUCGGAAAUCUUCGGAAAUUCUUGCAGGGAACCGAAACUACGUGAGUUGUAGGCUUCCCACAACCGGCACUGAAGAACACAACACUAUUGAAAAAAGGAAAAAAAUUUCACGUCUGUAGACACGACAAAAACAAUAUGGUGAAAAAAAUGAAUUUCAAGAAAUAAAUUAAAACAGCACAGGUUAGCCAAAGUACCGUACAAAAAUUAUCGUGAUGUAAGUAGCCAACAAACAAAAAGUCCGAGAAUAUGUACUAUUUUUAUCGUACAACGGACGUAAUACCAUCCCAUUAUUAUUUCAAAACACGAGAAUUAAUCUACUCAUGUCGACAGUACAUGCGCACACAUACUAGUUCCGUUAUUGUUUUUGUUUACGUACACGCUGUUACGUUUGAAUAAGAAAAUUAAAAAUAAAGUACAAGUUUUUGGAUGGUAAUUUUUUUCAAAAUUUGCCUCAAGUUUGUUCGUUCAAGUGAAUAUUUUUGUUUCAGGAAGAAACGGACCGUCGUAAAAUUCGUUAAGAUGAAAUAAAAUUCAAGGUUAUUAUAUACGUUUUUGGCGGGACCAAACAAUGAGUUCGAUUAAGUGAAGUGUUCGUUUAACUGAAGUUCGUUGUACUCAAGGUAGUUAGAGUAUAUAAGGUAAGCCAUUCCCGCUGACUGCGCAUUCAUUGGCUGAAGGCAUCUGACGUCACGUGGAGGAGAGAGAGCGGGCUGGAAGUUGCCGGCCAGCGCAGCAGUACGCCGCGAUAAAAUAAACUCGUCAUUGUGAAGAAACUAAAAGACCAAAGUAAAAUCUUUUUUUGGGAUAUAUUCCUUGAUGUUCAUAGCCUCUAAUGGUUAAGUUUUCAAUGUAUAAUUUGCUAUGAUAUGGCAGAAAAAAAAUAAUACGCCACACAGUGAUUUGAAGGUUUAGCAGAUGAUUUGGUACAAUAUUCGUUAUCUAAAGCCGCGUACACACUUGCGCGCCGCGGCUGCAAUGCAACACGCCACGAACAGGAUUCGCCAGGUGUGUACGGGCCCUCGAACACGCGCCGAGCGUGCGCCGCGCACGCCACGAACCGCGCGCCGCGAACCGCCAGCUGUCGGUUUUUUCGACGAACACAAAGGGAUUCGGCGCGCCAGUGUGGACGUGUUUGCAGCUCGCAGCGCACACGCAGCGAACAUGGAGUGGAGCGAAGAAGAUAUGUUGGGCUUGAUUGAAGUGUAUAGAACACAUCCUGUGCUUUGGGACCCAAGUAAUAGAGACUACUACAAAAAAGCUAAAAAAAUGGAUGCGUGGAGAGACAUAGCUGUUACAGUCGGGCAGUUAGAAGAUGAAUGCAGGAAAAAAAUGAUUAGUUUGCUGUCGUCGUACAGAAGGGAGAAGUCAAAAGAAAAAAACACAAUAGGGACUGGUAAAGGUACUUCCGAAGUGUAUACCAGCCGAUGGUUCGCCUACGAGUCGUUAAAAUUUCUGGAAGGCAGAGAUAAGCCACGGCCAACAAUGAACACGGAGCCGGUGAUCAUUGAAGGAAACCACGUCCAUCAAGAACUGAAUGUGCAAAAUGAAGACCAAGAAUUUCUUUCUCCAAGUGCACCUAAGCGAGCAAAAGGAAGGCAACAGGGUGAUGGAACUGCACUGCUAGCGGAUGCUAUUAGCAUUCUACAAGCUACUGCUGGAAAAUUCAACAUGUCUUCUGAACAGAGCGAGAUUAAAACAUUUUGCGCAUAUUUAUCUUCCAAAAUGGCGACAUUUUCUUCAGCUACAAGAUUGGGGGUUCAGCACGCUGUUUAUGACAUUUUGAUGAAAGCAGAUCGAGGUUUGUUUGAAAUACCUACAUACAACUAUGGUCAAGGUCAACUAUUUCAUUCCAAUGCACCUGAAAACUAUUCUACUCGCAUGUAUAUGCAACAGCCAGCUUCCCACUCAUCAACUUCAUCAGUUUAUCUUCCUGCUCAACAACAACAACAACAACAACAACAACCCUUUGAGCCAAAUCUGUCGCAGUCUUCUCCAGCUGGUCGGUCCCCGACACAAAUGACUCCACAUGCACAAGUUACUAUGCUACCUAGUGCCUCGGCUACAAGUAUACAAACAAAUUCAAGUCACACCAUUUCACCGCUGGCGUCAAUGCAAAGUCCUUUAUCGCAUUCAUCUCAGUGUUCUGAUGAUUUUAAUGACUGUGUGUAAAUUGCAUCACAAUUUUUGUGUUAAUUUAUUUAUUUGUUUAUGUGAACUACUCUGAUUUAAUUUGAAUUUAAUGAGUUCAUUUAUUUAAUUUUUCUUUCUUACAUCA
Molecule: messenger RNA, 3657 nt
Organism: Bacillus rossius redtenbacheri
Lineage: Eukaryota; Metazoa; Arthropoda; Insecta; Phasmatodea; Bacillidae
Exons: 3
Coding region: 2298-3551 (417 amino acids)
Source: RefSeq, a predicted model, not a curated record